AUGCAGCAAAACAACAAUAAGAACAACAAAAACCCAUCAAUCUCACUACACAACACUCACGUUAAGCUACUAGCCUUCGACCUCCUAACCCUAACCCCACCAUCCUCCCCAGACCAACCCUUCACCCGCAAAUCAAUCCCCAUCACACGCCUCGAAGCCCUAGGAACCAUCACCCUCCGCGAUCAGAAACCCUCUAAAUUCCUUUGUUUCGCUGUGGACGAUGGAACCGGUUGUAUCCCCUGUAUCCUCUGGCUUAACCAUUUGACUUCCCCUCACAUGGCUCGCCGUCGGAGUCCGCAGGAUCUUUGCCUUCUGGCCGACGCCGACGCGAGAUCUGCGGAAGUAGUGAAGGUUGGGGCUGUUGCUAGGGUUAGGGGGAGAGUUAUGGCGUUUAAGGGGAGUGUUCAGAUUACUGUGACAGAUGUUGUUGGUGAAAGGGAUCCUAAUGUGGAGAUUUUGCAUUGGGUUGAUUGUGUUAAGUCGGCUCGUAACUGUUAUAAUCUUAUUACUUUUUCUUCUUCUUCUUAA
Molecule: messenger RNA, 528 nt
Organism: Lathyrus oleraceus (garden pea)
Lineage: Eukaryota; Viridiplantae; Streptophyta; Magnoliopsida; Fabales; Fabaceae
Product: CST complex subunit STN1
Exons: 1
Coding region: 1-528 (175 amino acids)
Molecular function (GO): nucleic acid binding
Source: RefSeq, a predicted model, not a curated record